GUUGGUCUGGCAACGUAAAUAUAUUUUGAAGAAAAUUGUCACAUAGAGUACUAGAUAGCUUCAGUUUAGGUUUUUUCAACUAGUUCCAUUAUAAACAACAGAUCAGGAUCGUAUCACUUACAUUAACAUGUCGGGGAAUGUCGAUAUUAUGGAUGGCAUAGAGCCAUGUCGGACGUGUGGUAUAUUCUAUUUGACAGCAUCAAAUUUCCUACGUAAGAUUUUUGACUCGUGCACAGAUGAGUAUGACUUAUCAAAUAUUCGAUCAGAAUUAGCUGCUUGGAACGUUGAGAUUAAUUCAAAUGAUGGAUUGCCGCAAUAUAUUUGCACGUGUUGUAUUCUGGAAUUUCAAAAGGUUUUUAAAUUCCGGAGCCUGUGUGUAGAGUUACAAUCCCAAUGGAAGAAUUUAUAUAAUAUACGAGAACAAAAUAGAAUAUAUAUUAAAAAGGAGCUGCCCGAUCCAGAUGAGAAGAGUGAAAAUAUCUGCGAUUUUAUUUAUGUUGACGACCUAAGCGAUAAUGAAUACAAUGGAGAAGGUGAUGGAAGUUUUGCUCAUUUUAAUAUUUCUCACAUUCCUAUUAAAGAGGAAGUUAUAGAUGAUGCGCCCAUACACAAUGAGAAUUGUGUUUCAACAAAUAAGAACACAUUUAAUGAAGGCAUUAUUAAGAGUACAGAGAGAGUUGUUGAAAUCAACCAAACAGAGAAUUUAAUUCAAAUUCCGGAUAUCGAUUCGAAAAGAUUCGUGUCUCAAUUGGAGAGUUCCGUAAGCUCGGGUUCAUCAUUUGUAUUAAACGCAGAAAAAGAAAUGCCAGUGCAAUGUAAUUUGUGCAGACAUAUGUCCGCCAGCACAGAAUUGCAUAAACAGCACAUGCAGAGAAUACAUGAACUGAAAGACAUGGAGUGCCAUAUAUGCGGAAAGCAAUUUAAAAAUGCUACUGCUACACGUCUCAAAUUUCAUAUGAAAUGGCAUAGAAUUAGCAAACAUAUUAAAUGUACUCAAUGCGGAUUUUUCUGUGACUCGCGUGAGACUCUUAAAGAACAUAUCAAAGCAUUUCAUUCCAAAAUAGAAUGUACUAAAUGUGGCAAACGCGUCUUGGGAAAGAAGAUGAAAAUUCAUAUGCGCGCUCAUGGAUUUAGAUCAUGGCAAUGUUCUUACUGUGAUAAUGCGUUUGAUUCAGAGAAUAUACUUGAGGCUCAUAUUUGGCAAAUACAUGCGCAAGAAGAUGAGAUGCCUAUUGCUGCAGAAGAGAACAAUUCUCCCAGUAAGUUAUUGAAGGAAGAACAACUUCUAUCUUGUAGUCAAUGCUCUCAACUUUAUCCUACGCAAUAUCAACUUAAUACACACAAGCUGCUUUGCCAUUUCAAAGAAAAUAGCUCUGACGUUGAUUCCUUUUGCAAUGCAGAACUUCAAAAUGAACAAUUUCACUACUCAGAUAGAAAAGAUCCGGCCAUACCAAUUUCAAAUUUAGAUAAUGUUAACGAACUAAUUGAAGAAACCGAAGUUCAUUUAGAAAGCUCAUACAAUUCCAGCAAUAAUAAUGAUUUUACACAAGUUAUCUCUUCCGAUGAGGAAACCGAUGAAAGUAACACUCAAUCCAAAGAUAUUGCUUGUCCAAAAUUCACACAACCAUUUUUAAACACGGAACAACUUUUUAGCCACUAUCAACAGCAUAUGAAAUCUGAACUUAGCUGUCAUAUAUGUGGCAAAUCCUUUGAACUCAAGUUUAGUCUUAAUCGUCACUUGAAAAAGCAUAAUAAUACGUAACUUAAAUACUUUCAUAAAAUGUUCCAUUUAUAUACAUGUAUUAAAUGAUUAUGUGUAAACAAAGUAUAUUAAAAAUGAUUAAAUGUAAACAGAGUAAGAAUGUA
This is a messenger RNA of Zeugodacus cucurbitae (melon fly), 1866 nucleotides long. It is a transcript of the gene E(var)3-9, whose product is annotated as zinc finger protein 184. Bases 128 to 1762 code for a protein of 544 amino acids. Gene Ontology annotation, biological process: regulation of transcription by RNA polymerase II. Gene Ontology annotation, molecular function: RNA polymerase II transcription regulatory region sequence-specific DNA binding; DNA-binding transcription factor activity, RNA polymerase II-specific; zinc ion binding. Lineage: Eukaryota; Metazoa; Arthropoda; Insecta; Diptera; Tephritidae. The transcript is spliced from 4 exons. Gene Ontology annotation, cellular component: nucleus. The record is from RefSeq and is a predicted model, not a curated record.